Messenger RNA from Malania oleifera, 1470 nucleotides. RefSeq names its product protein FLX-like 1. Bases 178 to 1089 code for a protein of 303 amino acids. The record is from RefSeq and is a predicted model, not a curated record. The transcript has 4 exons. Lineage: Eukaryota; Viridiplantae; Streptophyta; Magnoliopsida; Santalales; Ximeniaceae.
AAAUCGGACCAAACGGACCAAACCGAACCAUGCUUACACUAGUUUGAGCAGUUUCAAAACUGCGCCUGCGGAAAGGGCAGCGUUUCAGACACUUGCGGCGAGCGAAGAACUGGGGAAGGGUCACGGUCGAAAAUCGGGCGCUGGAAACGAGCUCGCCGGCUACUGUGAGAGAGAGAGAUGGCCGGAAGAAACCAUCUCCAACCGAAUGCCUUGAAAAGGGUUCCCCUCCCUCCACACCCUGCCCUAAUCGAAGACCCUCGACUGGUCCACCGCGUCCCACUCGCUCAGCCGGUCGCCGUCGGACGGCCCCACCCCGCCAUCAUUGAAGAGCGCAUCGCUGCCGGGCACCGCGAGAUCCAAUCGCUCCUUAUCGACAAUCAACGACUUGCCGCCACUCACGUGGCGCUCAAGCAAGAACUCGCCGUCGCUCAGCAGGACCUUCGCCACUUAUCGGCGGCGGCGGCCAACGUUAAGGUCGAGAGGGAUGCGGAGGUGCGGGAUGUCUACGAGAAAUCGCUCAGGAUGGAGUCCGAAGUCCGUUCAAUCGACGCUCUCGGUGCGGAACUGGCUCAGGUCAAGAUGGAUGUGCAGAAAUUAACGGCUACAAAGAAAGAGCUCACUGCACAAUUGCAGGCGAUCGAUGGUGAUCUUGCAAGGGCCCGCGCCGACGUGCAGCAAUUGCCGGCGAUAAAGGCAGAGAUCGAGAACAUGCACCAAGAGCUUCAAAGAGGGAGAGCUGCAAUUGAAUAUGAGAAAAAGACCCAUGCUAAUAACCUUGAGCAAAGUCAGGCAAUGAAGAAAAAUAUGAUUUCCAUGGCUCGUGAAAUUGAGAAACUACGUGCUGAGCUUGCAAAUGCCGAGAAGAGAGCAAGGGCAGCAGUGGCAGCUGCGGCAGCAAACCCAAGUAGUGGAUAUGCUGCGAGCUAUGGAAAUCCUGAUAUGGGAUAUGGAGGAAGUCCAUAUCCUGAUCCUUAUGGCAUGUAUCAGGUUCAAGGUGGCGGAGGUAGCAGUGGCGAUGGUGGUCCUUAUGGGUCUGGAACAGUGACACGCGGCCAUUAUGACGUGCAGCGAACUCAUGUGCAUAGAUAAGACUACCGGGUUCUGGUAUUAAGAAUUCAAACUUCAUUUCAAUAUUUUCGUUUUGGAAGCUUGGGAUGACAACCCCAGUUUGUUCAGCAAUACUGAUACCUAAAAAGAUCAAGCGUUGGGAAGAAUAUUAUUAUCGAUAGAAAUUUGAAAUGCCAAAAAUUUUCAUCGCCAUAUAUGGGCUAGUUAUGCGCAUCAGCUGUUACUGUAUCCCGGAGUUCAAAUCUAGUUCUAAAAUUUGCUCUAGUUCUCUUCCCUCGACAUACACAUCUUGGUGGAAAUUAUUUAGUCUUGCUUUUGUUUAUAUUUAUGAAUGGUGGGAGGAGUUAAAAACAUGCUUUUGGGCACUGUAUUUGAAGCAAAUCUGUCAAUUUUCGUGCGCUA